Messenger RNA from Phanerochaete carnosa HHB-10118-sp, 600 nucleotides. RefSeq lists its product as uncharacterized. Lineage: Eukaryota; Fungi; Basidiomycota; Agaricomycetes; Polyporales; Phanerochaetaceae. The coding region runs from base 1 to 600 and encodes 199 amino acids. The transcript has 5 exons. The record is from RefSeq and is a predicted model, not a curated record.
AUGGAACCCGACGGCGCUGCCAGCUACCACCACCUCUUCCUCGUCAUGGCCACGCCUUCCAAUAUCCAUCCACUGCCUAAUUCAUCCUACCAGCAUCCCCAGCACGCCAACACGGGACCGCAUAAGCGCGACCACUGGUUCUUCUCCCGCCGCGGCGUCUGGGGAGUGAAUCUCUCGGAUGCCUGUUCCGGGCGGCUCGAAGAUCUCGACUGGCAAGACGAUGUACUACGCCCCGCCAGGUUCGUCAAGGUCACUCGUGUUAUUACCAUACGCGGGCACAGGAUAUUCCGUCGAGUUAAGAACAUGCAGUGCGUGCGUGGUGGUGUGCCGAUGCCUGUCCCGCGCCAUAAAGUGGCUCGUUGCAUUACGGACGCGAUGUUCGCGUUUCUCAACCAGGAUCACGACUUGAUCUUCGCGCUCGGCCCUGGGGUUAUCGAGAUGCAACACCUCUACUCCCUCGAGGUGCGUCGGUACAACAAUACUCUGGUCCCCGUCUUUAGCUACAGGCCGCCCAGCACUGGCCCCGCAGUUCCCGAGAUCAACGCUCAGAUCAACGACCCUUUCGUCGCGACCUUAGACAACUACGACGGUAGCUUCUAG